Molecule: messenger RNA, 333 nt
Organism: Necator americanus (New World hookworm)
Lineage: Eukaryota; Metazoa; Nematoda; Chromadorea; Rhabditida; Ancylostomatidae
Exons: 1
Coding region: 1-333 (110 amino acids)
Source: RefSeq, a predicted model, not a curated record
AUGGGGUCUUUGGCAGCGACCAUUCGUUUCGUCACGCUGAACUGCCGAACGCUGUCCAGUGAACUCCAACAAGCCUCCCUAGCCAGGCUUCUACGAUAUCUCUGUGUGCCGUUUGUUGCGCUGCAGGGAACACGCUUCAGAGAUCGGCCCGUCAUCGGCAUCGAAAAUUACACCAUAUACUGCGGAGAUGCUAAUGAAAAGAAAGUAGAUGGCUGCGCGUUAGCUGUGAAGAACGAUUACAACAAUCUGGUGGAGGAAUUUGGCUCAAAGUCAUCUAGAUGCGCCUUUGUACGACUUUGUACGAUCGCAGAGGACAUAAACUCUGGAUCGUGA